This is a messenger RNA of Sinocyclocheilus rhinocerous, 1781 nucleotides long. Its product is annotated as E3 ubiquitin-protein ligase RNF220-like. NCBI's taxonomy places the organism in Eukaryota, Metazoa, Chordata, Actinopteri, Cypriniformes, Cyprinidae. Bases 1 to 1539 code for a protein of 512 amino acids. The transcript has 13 exons. Gene Ontology annotation, molecular function: metal ion binding; ubiquitin protein ligase activity. The record is from RefSeq and is a predicted model, not a curated record. Gene Ontology annotation, biological process: protein ubiquitination.
AUGGACCUCCAUCGGACAGCCUUUAAGAUGGAGAACUCCUCCUACAUGCCCAGCCCGCUGACCUCCCCUGCCCUCAUGGUCCUGGCAUCAACAGCCGAGGCUGGACGAGAUGCCUCUGUACCCUGCCAACCCCCUCGGCCGUUUGGAGUGCCGGUAACUUUGGAAAAGGACAUACACCUCCCGUUCCCCAGUGGCUCAUACUCCUUCGCCUCCAUGUAUCAUCGGCAAGGAGGCUUUCCUACUCGAGACUUUCCCACCCCUCUGCUCCACCUUCACCCACAGUUUGCUCCACCCAAUCUGGACUGCUCACCUCUGGGUAUGCUCAACCACGGAGUGGUGGGGGCCUUCCGGCCGUUCUCCUCUCCACCUGAGGAGCGUGAUGCAGGGGUUUACCAGUCUGCCUUCCUCCCUGCCAAGCGCUUGAAGGGCUGUCUGGAACCAGAGGCAUCACCCCACCUCCGCUACACAGAUGUGGAGGGAAAAGAUUUUGACUUUGGGGGUGCUCAUGUCCCUACUGGUUCACCAAACACCCUGAAGAUAGCUGAGGAUGCUGGGAAGAAGCUCUUUGGCUUGUCUGGGCUGUUGGCAGAGGGUUCAUCUGGCCCAGAGGAGCACAAAGAACCAAGUAAAGUGAAGGCCCUGUAUGACACUCAGACGCCCAUGUGUCCAAUCUGUCAUGCUGUGCUGCGGCCAGGAGAGCUGCAAGAACACAUGGAGCAUGAAAUGGAGCGUCUAAUGCAGCUGCACAAAAGUCAGGGUCCCGCUCAAAAGGAGUGUCUCGCUGCUGGUCCGCCUAAGUCUCUGUUCUCAAUGCAUAUAAAGAGAGAGGGUUCCUCCUCUGCCUCCUCUCCACGUCCCGCUGACGAGGCUGUGCACUCUGACAGGUACCAGACAUUUUUGCGAGUACAAGCAAACAGGCAAACAAGACUCAAUGUUAAGGAGCUCUGCUGGUGCAGGUGCUACGCCAAACAGAAAGUGAAAUCUGUUCAUGAUUGGCCUGACUGUGGAUUCCCACAUGUGUCCUCUUGCCCACUGUCUGCACGUAUUGGGAAACUGAAAAGACGGAAAGCAGGGGAAGACCAGAGAGACAGCGUGUGUGUUGUUGAAGAUGUGCUGUCAGCCGGGAGGGAGUUUGAAUGGGCCGAACAGAGAAGAAUACAGAUGGUUUCUGUUCUCAGAGGCUUCAGAGGUUUGGUGAGCAGCACAUUGAAAGAACAUCAGGACAGUGAUGCAGAGAAUAGAACGCAUAUUUUUGUACCUGAUCCAUCACCCCUCUCCAAUAGCUUACCGGAUGACCCCUCCCUCACUACACUGGAGGCCCUGAAAACACGGAUCAGAGAUCUGGAGAAGCAGCUCACACGAGGGGACAGAUUCAAGUGUCUCAUCUGCAUGGACUCCUACACAGUACCUCUGACCUCCAUCCAGUGCUGGCAUGUCCACUGUGAGGAAUGCUGGCUUCGCACCCUGGGAGCCAAGAAACUGUGUCCACAGUGCAACACUAUCACCUCACCCGGGGACCUGAGACGAGUGUAUUUGUGAAGAGUUACAGCUGUCCUGUCAUCUGCCUGUUUGCACUCUACACAAACGGAUCACUUUUACUGAGGAGAAUCUUUCUGGGCCGAUGCAAAACUUCGAGGACGUCUUGCCCAACAGAGUCAUUGCCCAAAAGUUCCUGUCGGAAUGCAACCCAGUUACAUGAAGACCACUGUGUUCAUUUCUUAAUGAAAUGGUAAAGUUUUAAAGUACAAAUCUGCCGUAACAGUAUUGUAAGGACAGUAAAA